Messenger RNA from Fraxinus pennsylvanica, 3084 nucleotides. NCBI's taxonomy places the organism in Eukaryota, Viridiplantae, Streptophyta, Magnoliopsida, Lamiales, Oleaceae. The record is from the annotation of a GenBank genome assembly.
AUGGAUGGGCGGCGGCAUUCAGUUGAUGCACCCAUAUCAAGAGCGCUGGUGGCGCUUCGGAGAGUAAGGUCCCUUCGGGAUCCAUCAACUAACUCGAUGAGCAAAUUUUCUGCCAUGGUUGAUAAUUUGAAUUGGGAAACAAAUUCAAGCAAUGCUAUCACUCUAGGAUUUAAAAAUGGUUGCACAGGGGAUGUCCCGAAUUGUAAUGAUGUUUUGUGUUUGGAUGAGUCGAGGUUGUGUAGGGAAAAGGAACUAAAUGUGAGCGACCAUGAAUUAUACUAUAGCACUUCAAGGAAAUCAUCUUCAAGGCCAAUUGCCUGUGAAAAGUUGAGAGAUUCGAUUGGAAAUAUAGGUUCUAGUGCACGUUUGUUAAACCAGGGGACAGUGUGUGAGAACAAAUCACGAAGUGAAAGAUAUUGCAGAGACUAUGAGGACAGAGGAUUGGAAUUAAUACCUUCUUGUGACUGCGUAGAGGGUGUGCGUUCGUGUAAUGUGCCAAAUGAAGGACCAUUGCACAUAGAGAAGACAGGUCAUUAUAGAACAAAACAGAAAAGCUGGUACAUGAAGAAUACCAGAUCGUCUAGAGUGACAGCUGGGGAUGUUUUGAGCCGUGUUGGCAGUCCGUGCUUAUCCAUUAGUGAUGUUCUAAUGGAAGAGUCUAGUCAUACCUCGUCAUUGUAUGGGAAUGAAGAUGAUGCUGGGAAUUCUGAUCAUCAAGGUUGUGGGACAAGUUGCUGCUGGUCAAGAACCCCACGAUUUAGAGAGCCAAAUUUUCUUCCUGAUGCAGAGGAGCAACCGCUUUUGUCAGGUUAUUCAGGCAAAACACCGGUAAUUGGACACAAAACGGGAUGGAAGCACAAUAACAAAGGAGUUAAUCAAAAUCUUGAAAGUCCUAGGAGUCUCAGUCAAAAAUUUAGACCAAAAUCAUUCAAUGAAUUGGUGGGCCAAAAUGUAGUUUCAAGGUCUCUUCUAAGUGCAAUCUCCAAUGGGCAGAUAACAUCCCUAUUUCUCUUUCAUGGUCCCCGUGGAACUGGAAAAACAUCUGCUUCAAGAAUAUUUGCUGCUGCAUUAAAUUGUCUUUCUUCUGAUUUUGACAAACCAUGUGGGCUGUGCCAAGAAUGUGUUCUAUUCUUCUCUGGAAGGAACAAGGAUGUCAAGGAAGUUGAUUUAGUUAAAAUUAAUAGAAAAGAAAGGAUCAAAUCACUUACUAAGAAUGCAGAGAUCCCUCCAGUUUCCUCACGAUUUAAGGUUUAUAUCAUCGAUGAGUGCCACUUGUUAAAAGGGGAAAGUUGGGCAACUAUAUUGAACACCCUGGAGGAGCUUUCUCAACAUGUUGUUUUCAUUGGGAUUACUCCUGAUCUUGACAAACUACCUCGUAAUGCAGUAUCUAAGUCCCAAAAAUACUAUUUUACAAAGUUAAAAGAAAUUGAUAUAGUCAACAGGUUGGGAAAAUUAUGUGUGGCCGAAGGUUUUGAUUUUGACCAGGAUGCUUUAAAUUUCAUUGCUACUAAAUCAAAAGGUUCACUUCGGGAUGCAGAGAUGAUGCUUGAUCAGCUGAGUUUGGUUGGAAAAAAGAUUACAAUAUCUUUGGUUUAUGAAGUUAUUCGAGUUGUCUCUGAUGAUGAAUUGCUCGAUUUACUUCAUCUCGCAUUGUCAUCUGAUGCAUCAAAUACGGUCAAAAGGGCCAGAGAGUUAAUGAGAUCAAGGAUAGAUCCACUGCAACUUACAUCUCAGUUGGCAAAUCUCAUAAUGGAUAUUCUUGCUGGAAAAUGUCCGGAUGGCAUUUCUGAGGACAGAAGAAAGCUUUUUGGAAGCCAUUCUUCUGAAGCUGACAUUCAGCAACUGAGCCAUGCAUUGAAAAUACUCUCUGAGACUGAGAAACAACUGCGUACAUCAAAGAAUCAAAUAACGUGGCUCACUGCAGCUUUACUACAGUUAAGCUCCCUGGGAUCUUCACCUGAUGCAAAUGAAUCAAGGUUGAGCAUUAGAACCUUAAAUUCACAAGGCGCAGAUUUUUGCAGCACCUCCACAGAUAGUGAGAGUUUGAAGCAUCUCGUUUCCUGUGCACGUGGCAGUAUUGCUUCUCGUAAAACUGGGAUGCAGGAUGGUGAGGAAACACUGGAAUUGAUAUGGAAAAGAGCUACUGGAAUGUGCGAAUCCAACUCUCUCAAGAAGUUUCUUCGAAAACAGGGAAAGUUGAUGUCUAUUCGUCUCAGUCAAGGUGUGGCAGUGGCUGGAUUGGAGUUCAAUAAUCUUGAUCAUGUACAUAAGGCUGAAAGGUCAUGGAAAUUGAUUGCAACUGCACUUCAGCGUGUGUUGGGUUGUAAUGUGGAGCUAAGGAUCAAUCUUGCAUGUAAUGCUUCAGGUAAGAGCGGGAAAUUCAAGAAGCCAUCUUUAAGCUUGUUCAGUUGCUUGCGUAGAGUGCGUCUUAGGUUGCAAUUCUUGUCAGAAUGUAGAAACGAUUCUUCAGAAAACUCAAAUUUCAUCCCUAAAACAGUCAUAACAAGAGAUAAAUAUGUUGAAACUUGUUCCUUUGAGUGCGGGUCCCAAAUGUCGGAGGCACGUUGUCAUGGAAAAGAGGUGGUGAAGACUAUACGAGACCAGGAUGGAAAUGCUCUAAGCAUUGGAGUGAAUACACCCCAUAGAUCAUUUACUGAUGAAAUGGGAGGGAAAACAAAUCAAGUAGGAUUUGAUCGGUUUAAGGACAGAAGCAAAUAUGAAUGUCUGGAUUUAAUUGCCCUUGAGCUUGAGAGCCAACACGGGCCUGUCUCAAGUAUCCGGAACUUAAAUAUGUCAAAUGCUUCUCGGAUGAUUCAUUCUAGCAACCAACAAGAAGGAAAUUUGGCAUUGUCAUUGCCCUGCAAGACAUCUUCUGAAGCUUACUUUUGUUCUAGCAAUCUUCCUGCCACUCGUGUGUCAAUAAACUACAGUAACUCCUACAGAGAUAAUACAUCAAGAGAGAAUUCCAAGUUGCGUUGUUGGAGAACUGCUAUGUUUCCUUUUCGGAAGGCGUGGCAGUUGACACGACGAUCUCGUGGUGAGCUUAUGGUGGAUUGCACUUUACCUUGUGCUGCUGCAAAUUAG